AUGGACUCGCCCAUGGGCCGUACCAGACUAAAUGUGGACGAGACAAUCGAGUGCUGGGACGACGACGAUGACCUGCAAAUCAACGAUGGCAUUCAAUUCCGCGCUCCAUCGAGCGCUGGAUCCUUUGCCAACUCUUCAAUUCGGCCCUCCGGGCACCGUGAUUCAAUCUCGUCUCGCCGGUCUGCCCGCUCCGAUCUCGAGUCAAAUGCUGGAGAUGAGGAUUGGCAGGUCUUACUGCCCUAUACUGAUGACUUUUCCAAGGAAGAAGCUCUUGCUUCGGCCAAGAACGCGGGGAUUCCCCUGCCUGCGGAUAUCCCAAGCUCUGCUCUUCUCGGAGGCGCUAUCAAACGCUUGUCGGCUCGGAAGACGAAAAGGACAUUUGUUGAUGACUGGUCAGAUGAAGUAGAGCUUCCAGGACCGGACGCAGUAUUGGAGCUCAAACUGCCUCAGGAUUCGCGUUUCCCAGAUACCCUGCAGCAGAUCAGCUCUGCGGCCACAAGCCCCGUGAAGUCUACGGCCUCGCCAUCCUGGAAUGGAACUAUCUCCACACGUUUGCAAUCUGCACUGGCAACACUAGAUCGUUUCCAGGAUGAGAACGAAGCACCUCUCAACCAAGAUGUUCCCACAAUCAAAGCCCCAACGUCUCGGUCUCCGCGCAAGACGGCCGUUAGUGCCACUAGCGGAGGCCCUGCAGUGCAACAGGAAGAUGAGGACUUUGACCAAGAUCUUGAACUUCCCCCUGACCAUCAACCUCUUCAGCUGACCCGCCGAAAAGAUCACACCGGUGUUUCCAGCCCUACUCUAGAAGACUUUGACAUUGAAUGGUCUGAGGGUAGCAUAGGUGUUCGAGUUGGUGGUACCACUCGAGAUGGACGUUCCGUUCCAAGCUCUACUAUGUCAAUAGCAAGCCCCAGCGUCUCGAGUUGUAUUACUGGGGAAAGCGAGGACGACGGUCUGGAUGGUCUCGUGUUCCCCGAUGGACCUGUGGAUUUCAAUGCCUCUCUAAGAAAACGUCACGACAGUCAGGUUACAGAUGUCCCGAUUGCGGUCGGGGAGAGUCAAGACGCAUCACAUUCACGGGAUGCAGAUGACUUUUUCUCUGGAAUCGAGGUUGACAAUGGAAAAGCAUUUGCCUCUGGAAAGUUAACAUUGAACCCCAACGUCAAAUGCAAGACAGAAUGGCCCGCAAGUCCUACCCGUCGCUCCGCAACAACCUUAACCUUUACCAACGGACCGAUCACCAACGCAUCAGAUUCUCCUCGUACUCGCAUCCCUCGCCUGUCCGGUCAUGACCGUACCCAUUCCACCCAUCUCGAAACCGUAUCGGAAAGUGGCGCACCGCUUUCCAAAUUUCGAAGAUCCCAGUCGCGACUCGGACAUUCAACCCAAUCGUCUGUUUCUAGUGUGCCGGCAACCGAUACACCUUCGACAUCCCCCAAACCACUAACUUCCGGCCGACGGAUCCUCAGCCAGCGAGAUUCCAGAGAUCCUGUGACGGCUAGUGCAUCCAAGGCACCCAACAGGCAUCUACGAACGAAACGAUCUAUGCCCGUCGUUCGCGGGGGUGGGGGAGCUACUUUGGCCCAGUCCUCGCAACGAUCCUCGUCUCACCCGGAUGGGCCUGUCCGCCAUGCCUCCUUCAACAGACCUAAGACGCCAGUCGAGCGCACAUCCAACGAAGGAAGGUCUUCGGGAUCCGGCCGCCGAGCACAAGCCCCGUUCAUUCCAGCCGGGUCAUCGGAACGACAAUCCCAUCACAACAGUGUUAAGAGCUAUCUUCCUUCGCGCCGCACCAAUUCAGACGGCUCUGGCGAUCUUCUCAAUCCACAAGGUAUUUUGACUCGCCUGUCACGAUCGACUCGCCCGGAGGCUCUCCGUCUUAGCUUCGGUGACUCCGGCAUAGAAACUGCUAGCUCGGCAGCAAAACGUACACUCACUCGGCCGGCCAGGCGACGCAAUUUUGGAGAUGGUACUGAGCUGGAAUCCUUUGACGAUUUGCCUACAUCCGCCUCCACUGAGAGCAAGUUUGUCAAGAACCCCGCUGGCAGAGGUGCCCCAAGAUCGGUGCGCACCAGACUCAGUCAGAGCCGCAUUACCCCACCUAUCGAAUCUCCGACACAAUCCUCUACGCCACCUUCAACCUGGAGGUUGACCCCGACACCGAGAUUUGCCCGCGACACGAAUGCGUCCCGCAAUGCGAGGGAGCAACGCAUUGCUUCCCUGAAUUCGAAGAGCCGUGACUCUAACCCGCUUACCUCUUACAACUCCAAUUGGAAGGCGCAUCCUAUUUCUCGUAUAUCCCCGAACUCAGCCCCCGUCCGGAGCCGGAAACCCAAUGCCACAACUAAAUCAACGUCCAAGCCUCACUUGAUCAAACCGAUAGGAUCAGGGGUACAAGAGUCCAAAUCUGUGAGGGGCAUGCGGUAUAAUCCGACAAAAUUCCGCUGGGAAGGGAACGAGAACCUGGUGCAAGAUUUCGACGUUGUUGCGGGUCCCAAAUCACCUAAGCCAGCUCCAGCUCUAAUCACCAAUGUCGGCACUGUGCAAAAUGUUCAGGCAGGGGGGGUCAUGUCCGAGGACGAGGAUGACGUUUUUGCUGGCUUGGAUGACUUGGAAGACAAGGCGGCGGGGGCUACCGGGGGAAUCUCGGGAGCCUUGGAAGACUUCAACUCUCAUCCCGCCGGUGAUGAUCCGAGUGCCGGCGAGUCUUCUGAUGAAGGCCCUAUCACGGAAGAAUUCGAUGUCGGCCCGGAGUUCAUUCGACGACAACGGGCCGAGGAAGAGAAGUGGAGGCGGAAGGUGGACAAAUGGAUUGGGUCUGCUCACGGAGACCGUGAAACCCAUUGGCGAUGGGCCAUCCGUGACCUGGUGGCUGAUGAUACAGGAUAUCCGGCGGCAUAG
Molecule: messenger RNA, 2901 nt
Organism: Penicillium cinerascens
Lineage: Eukaryota; Fungi; Ascomycota; Eurotiomycetes; Eurotiales; Aspergillaceae
Product: putative cytokinesis regulator (Byr4)
Exons: 2
Coding region: 1-2901 (966 amino acids)
Biological process (GO): regulation of Ras protein signal transduction; mitotic spindle orientation checkpoint signaling
Cellular component (GO): mitotic spindle pole body; SIN/MEN two-component GAP complex
Molecular function (GO): GTPase activator activity
Source: RefSeq, a predicted model, not a curated record